Molecule: messenger RNA, 5694 nt
Organism: Tribolium castaneum (red flour beetle)
Lineage: Eukaryota; Metazoa; Arthropoda; Insecta; Coleoptera; Tenebrionidae
Product: pre-mRNA processing factor 16
Exons: 13
Coding region: 180-3740 (1186 amino acids)
Biological process (GO): mRNA splicing, via spliceosome
Cellular component (GO): spliceosomal complex; intracellular anatomical structure
Molecular function (GO): RNA binding; 3'-5' RNA helicase activity; ATP binding
Source: RefSeq, a predicted model, not a curated record
UAAGUGCAAGUGAUACUUAUUACUUUGGUUACCCAGUAACCCAAAAACAAAUUAAUUAUUGCUUCCGUAAAUUUGCACGCCACUGGACCAAUUGCUACCAAUAUGUGAAAAACUCAGGUUAUGUGAGUUUAAGAGUGAGGUUAUAUUUACAUAACAUUUUUUUGCGUUAUUAAAAAAGAAUGGAAUCUGAGGAGAAUUUGCACCGCCUGGAAGGCAUAAGUGACCAAAAAGGCGGCCUGAUUGUAAAAAAGAAGCCCCCAACAUUCAAAGUGCCCCAACCUUCGCUCCUAGGCCUCGACCGUCUAGCGGCGGCAAAGCGUCGCGAAAAGGAGGAAGCAGCACGAAAAAUGUCUUUUACAAUGGACGAUAAUGACAACACCGACGAUUCAAGUUCACUCUUGAAGGAAAAACACUCAAAAGACAGUCGCAAAUUCCGGUCACCCCACAACGAGACCCCCACGUACACUGGGGGGAUCAGUGACGAGGCCCGCGAGCGCCUCAUCGAGCGUCUCAAGUCGAACAAACAGAAGGAGAAGGGGGUUUACGCGACGACUAAAGACAGACACAGGGAUAGGGAUAGGGACCGGGAGAGGGAUAAGGACAGGGACAGGGGGCGCCACCGAGACAGGGAGAGUUCGCAUCGUUCUAAGACCCCACGGUUUCGAGACGAGCCCAAGACCCCGAAUUUGGGACACAAGGACGAGAUUUCAAAGUCGUCAUGGGAUGACGAUGAUGAUGUCGGGCCCUCGAAAAAGUCUUCGUGGGAUUUCCCGACGCCUUCGACUUACAAAGGGAGCGGUGGGGAUUGGUCGGAGCGGAGCACCAAGUCACGGAAGUACGACGAGUCGAAGCGAAGCUCGCGCGAGAGUAAACGAAGGAAAUACGAGGAUGAGAGUGCGAGGUUUACGCCGGCCCAUAAAUACAAUUCCUGGGCCAAAGACAGGAAACGGAGUGGGGCUACGCCCAUGCCUGGCAAAGAUGGGGUUAUCAAGUGGGAUAACACCGUCGAUAGGGAAUUAUGGGAGGAGGAACAGAAGAGGAUUGACAGGGAAUGGUACAAUAUGGAUGAGGGGUACGAUGAUGGAAAUAACCCUUUUUCGAGCGUCAGUGAGGAAUAUACGAAGAAAAAAGAAGAACAGUUGGAGCAAAGGAAGAAGAAGCGGCUUUCAGCACAACAAAGACAGAUCAAUAAGGAUAAUGAGUUGUGGGAGAGGAACAGAAUGCUGACUUCGGGGGCUGUACAUUCCAUUGACUUUAAUGAAGACUACGAUGAAGAAUCCAUCGAUCGGGUCCAUCUGUUGGUGCACAAUAUUGUGCCCCCUUUUCUGGACGGGAGGAUUGUCUUCACCAAACAGCCGGAACCGGUCAUUCCUGUUAGGGACCCCACUUCUGACAUGGCCAUAGUCUCGCGCAAAGGCUCGCACCUUGUGCGGGUGUACCGUGAGCAGAAGGAGCGCAAAAAGGCUCAGAAGAAGCAUUGGGAGCUUGGAGGCACCAAAAUCGGCAACAUCAUGGGAAUCAAGAAAAAGGAGGACGAAGAAGAUAAACGAUUCAACAAAGAGGACGACACGGCUGAUUACAAAACCGAUCAGAAAUUCGCCGAACAUAUGAAAUCGACAGAAGCCUCCAGUGAUUUCGCCAAGAAGAAGACUAUUCUCGAACAGAGACGAUAUUUGCCCGUUUUUGCCGUCCGACAAGAAUUGCUGAAUGUUAUCAGAGAGAAUUCGGUUGUUAUUAUUGUGGGGGAGACCGGAAGCGGGAAGACCACCCAGCUGACCCAAUACUUGCACGAGGAUGGGUAUAGCAAAUAUGGGAUGAUUGGAUGCACCCAACCGAGAAGAGUUGCAGCUAUGUCUGUAGCCAAACGUGUGAGUGACGAAAUGGGGACCCAAUUAGGGGACGACGUCGGUUACGCCAUCCGUUUCGAAGACUGCACUUCUGAAAACACAGUAAUCAAAUACAUGACUGAUGGUAUUUUGCUGAGAGAGAGCCUCCGAGAGCCCGACUUGGACCACUACAGUGCCGUAAUUAUGGACGAGGCUCACGAGAGGUCGCUCAGUACCGACGUCCUUUUUGGCUUGCUGAGAGAGAUUGUGGCUCGCCGUCACGACCUCAAACUCAUCGUCACCUCCGCCACGAUGGACUCGAGCAAAUUCUCGAUGUUUUUCGGCAACGUGCCCACCUUCACAAUUCCUGGUCGCACAUUCCCUGUGGAAAUCCUCUUCAGUAAAAAUCCAGUGGAGGAUUAUGUGGACGCUGCCGUCAAGCAGGCUCUCCAAAUCCACCUCCAACCUCCGUCUGGAGAUAUCCUUAUUUUUAUGCCCGGUCAGGAGGACAUUGAAGUGACGUGUGAAGUCCUGGCUGAGAGACUUGCAGAGAUUGAAAAUGCUCCAGAAUUGUCAAUUUUGCCGAUUUAUUCACAACUACCGUCCGAUCUACAAGCGAAAAUUUUUCAACGGUCACCGGAAGGGAUUAGGAAGUGUGUGGUGGCGACGAAUAUUGCGGAAACGUCGUUGACUGUCGAUGGGAUUAUUUUUGUCAUCGAUUCGGGUUAUUGCAAGUUGAAGGUUUAUAAUCCUAGGAUUGGUAUGGAUGCGCUCCAGAUUUACCCAAUAAGUCAAGCCAAUGCCAAUCAAAGGUCGGGAAGGGCGGGCCGUACUGGUCCAGGUCAGGCUUUCCGACUCUACACCGAAAGGCAAUACAAAGAAGAAUUGCUCGUAACGACUGUACCUGAAAUUCAGCGGACGAAUUUAGCCAAUACGGUCCUGCUGUUAAAAUCGUUGGGAGUACAAGAUUUGCUCCAAUUUCAUUUCAUGGACCCUCCGCCUCAAGAUAAUAUUCUCAAUUCUUUGUACCAAUUAUGGAUUUUGGGCGCCCUUGAUCAUACCGGCGUCCUGACAAAACUCGGCCGACAAAUGGCCGAAUUUCCUCUAGAUCCACCUCAAUGUCAGAUGUUGAUUGUUUCAAGUCAGAUGGGGUGCACUGCCGAAAUUUUGAUAAUAGUAUCAAUGUUGUCAGUGCCGUCCAUUUUCUAUAGGCCUAAAGGACGCGAGGAGGAAGCCGAUGGAGUCAGAGAGAAGUUCCAAGUUCCGGAAAGUGACCAUUUGACUUACCUUAACGUUUACAACCAGUGGAAACAAAAUAAAUAUUCAUCGCAUUGGUGCAACGAGCAUUUUAUUCACAUCAAAGCGAUGCGUAAAGUGAGGGAAGUGAGACAACAGUUGAAGGAUAUCCUAGUGCAACAAAAACUGGAGAUUAAGUCGUGUGGCACCGACUGGGAUAUCGUCAGAAAAUGCAUUUGCUCGGCUUAUUUCCACCAAGCAGCGCGCUUGAAGGGCAUCGGCGAGUACGUCAAUUGCCGUACGGGCAUGCCCUGCCACCUGCACCCCACAUCGGCCCUUUUCGGCCUCGGGAGCACUCCCGACUACGUCGUCUACCACGAGCUGGUGAUGACAGCCCGCGAGUACAUGCAGUGUGUCACUGCGGUGGACGGCCAUUGGUUGGCCGAACUAGGCCCAAUGUUCUUCUCACUGAAAGAAACCGGGAAAAGUGGCCGGGCGAAGAAGAAACAAGCCGCCGAGCACCUCCAGGAGAUGGAGAACCAGAUGCAGGUGGCCCAGGAGGAGAUGAGGGCCCGCAAGGAAGCGGCGGACAAGCGAGAGGCGGCCAUGAACAAGGGCCAGGAGAUUGUUUCAGCCGGGGCGACGCCGAGAAGGACACCGGCCCGGUUUGGUUUAUAACUUUUUAUUUAUUUUUGUAAGAACAAUAAAAAAAAUAUUAAUCAAAAAUGCUUGUCUGGUAAUUGUUGACAACCCGUUGAACAUUUCCAAAAGCAGGUGGAGAGGAAGUCGAGGACGUGGUUGAGGAUUGAGGGUUCGAUGCGCGUGCGAUUACUAAUCCGGACUGAAAAUUGCUAAUUAUUUUUAGGUAUUUUUUUAAGGGUGUGGUACGUCUGGAUGGGCGACGUUUGCAGUAAAUGUCUUCGAUGGGUCCGUCCAGGCUUGACACUGAGGAUAACUCGCUGAUAACGCUGUUUUUGUCGAAGUUCAUGUCAAGGGAACAUGUGGAACAGUUGGGGGUGAUAACUGGAGUUUCUGGAAAAUUUGAACAAGCCUAACAUUGGAAUCUGCGAACUUGUGAAUGGAAUCAGCAAGCACAUAGGUGUAACCCUGGUUGUCGAAAGCGAAACUAUCAGGCCAAAUCAUCGUACUCCGGUUCUGGUACAAAAUUUCGGGUGGUAUUCCCCCAAGCACCUUCCAUUUCCCUACUCCAUAAAGUGGCAACAAACCGUAGUACAAAUUCCCCAAUUCGUCCAUUGCCAUCCCGUCACCUUGAGCCUGUUUAUCCCCCAAAUAGGUCACAUUAGCCCUCCAAUCGCCACUACUCAGUAAAUCCUCCCGUUUCAAAAUUUCGGUACUUAUCCCAAAGACGCUAAAUCCGACCAAGGAGCAGUACAGCAGCAUCCGGGGGUUACGCCCCCGAGGGGUGAGCGCAAUACCAUUAAUGGUCCCCAACUGUGUGAACACCAUAUCAUCAACCACGAAAUUCGCAGCUCGCAUUUGCGGAAACAUGGACCCGUCCCGGAAUUUCCAAGCCCGGUUUUCCCGGACCGAGAACACAAUUAAUCCGGGGUCGAUGAAACUGGCAUCUGUUAUGUACACAUAGCCACUAUCAUCGACGACGAUAUCGUUGAAAAAACCGCCCCUCCGGAGCCCGAUUGUUUUCGGGAAUGUGAAACUCCGGAUGCGGCGGUGUGUCUUUAAGUCGUAACAAAUGAGUUUAGUGGGACACGUGGUGGCCGGAGUCAACCGGAAGCCGUCCAGUACCCACAGGACCCCAUUCCGGUCAAUUUCGAAGCUUUGCACCGCCUUGACCCCCUCACAUGUGGGGUCGGUGUUGGAUUUCCAGUCCGGGCCAGAGUGACCGGAACUCCGGGCCGGAAUUUGGGCAAAGCGAUGUACCACCGACUCCGGUAGAAUUUGAUUCCGGUCAUGGCGACGUGCUCCGGGAUGUACUGGCGAGAUUUGAUGGCUUCUGCGUAGACGAUGGAACUUUCCCAAGUGAAAUUGAUGUAGGACCAUUGUCAUACCAAAUUAGUUUAGUGGGGCAGGCGGUGGCCGGAGUCACCCGGAACCCAUCCAACACCCACAUCACCCCGCUCCGGUCAAUUUCCAUGCUUUGCACCGCCUUGAUCCCCUCACACGUGGGGUCGGUGUUGGAGUCCCAGUCCGGGUAAGGGGUCAAGAGUGGGUUAAUCGGCGCCUCAUCGGCGAAAAAGUAGGCGAGAGUGACCGGAACUCCGGGCCGGAAUUUGGGCAGCGCGAUGUACCACCGGUUCCGGUAGAAUUUGAUUCCGGUCAUGGCGACGUUCUCCGGGAUGUAGUCACCGGAGUCGAUGGCCUCCUCGUAUGUGAUGGAACUUUCCCAAGUGAAAUUGAUCAAUCCCGUAUGUAGGAAACGGACUUUGCUGACUUCAGUGUCUGAAGGUUGGAUGAAGAAGAGUUGCAGCAGUAAUAGAUGAAAUUGUUUGAAAGAUACAUUUAAGAAAACGAAUCGAAUAAAUAUAAAGAACCUCUUCUACAUGUGAAUAUCUUGUGCCAAGUUCAAGUUCAGUUUGAAGUUAUGAUAUUAAUGUAAAUGUUAAUGUUAAUACAUGAUUCGACAAAUUUUCUUAAUAAAUUAUACACCAUAAGA